This is a messenger RNA of Mesorhabditis spiculigera, 471 nucleotides long. The record is from the annotation of a GenBank genome assembly. Lineage: Eukaryota; Metazoa; Nematoda; Chromadorea; Rhabditida; Rhabditidae.
AUGGACUUCAACAUUAAAAAGAUGGCCAGCGACGCGAGUGGCUUUUUCAGCCGAGCGAAACAGUACACCGAAGAAACCUUCCUCAAAGCCGAGAAAACCGAGCUCGACCCGCACUUCGAGGCGUUAUUAGUCCGAGCCGACAAAACGGAGGAACACACACGGAAACUACUCGGAUGUAUCGAAAGCUAUCUACAGCCGAACCCAACUGUCCGAAUGGAGGAAGUUUUCUACGAGAAACUGGAGCUUCGAAAAGAUGGUGGCCGCCAGAACAAUUUGGAGCACCUAGCGCAAGCUAUGCAGGAGGCCGGCGAGGAAUUCGGGCCUUCAACGCCAUAUGGCAGCGCCCUCACCAAAGUUGCACACACGGAGCAGAAGCUCGGCCAGACCGAACGCGAAUUCGUCGCCCAAUCCGCCAGCCACACGCUUCUCCCAAUCAGAAGAUUCCUCGAAGGAGACAUGCGAACAAUCCAG